Xenopus tropicalis (tropical clawed frog) is the source of this 3322-nucleotide messenger RNA. It is a transcript of the gene apeh, whose product is annotated as acylaminoacyl-peptide hydrolase. Gene Ontology annotation, molecular function: dipeptidyl-peptidase activity; serine-type peptidase activity; omega peptidase activity. Gene Ontology annotation, cellular component: cytoplasm. Lineage: Eukaryota; Metazoa; Chordata; Amphibia; Anura; Pipidae. The coding region runs from base 98 to 2290 and encodes 730 amino acids. Gene Ontology annotation, biological process: proteolysis. The record is from RefSeq and is a predicted model, not a curated record. The transcript is spliced from 22 exons.
CCGAUCAGCGGCGCUGAAUGAUCGCGUCAUUUCCUGCUCACACUUCCGCAACUUCUCAGCUUCUGCUGCCAAAAAUACUCCUUUUCUGAACCAUAAGAUGAAUAUUCUCAGAAAACCAAAGGAUAUUGCUGCCUUGUACCGGGAAUUCAGUCAGUUUCCAUCUCUGUCUAGUGUGUCUAUAGGCCCUGAAGUCACCACACAGUAUGGGGGAAAAUACAGCAAUAUCUACACAGAAUGGUCACAGAGAGAUCUGGAUCGUAGCGAACAAGUGAAGUUUUGCCGACAGUACAUUGUUUUUCAUGACAAUAAUACUGUUGUAUAUUCUGGGGCUUGUGGAAAUGGAAGUGAAAUUAAGGGCGAACUUCUCAGCAAGGAGUCCCCUUCUGGAACCCUGAAAGCUGUCUUGCGGGAAACUAAAAACAUCAAAGGGGAGGACACUCAGUUCCUAGAGAUUUGGGAACGGAAUCGCAAGGUGAAAAGCAUUAACCUGACAGCGCUGGAUAAGCAUGGAAAGGUGUAUGAGGAUGAGCAGUUUGGAUGCCUGUCCUGGUCACACUCAGAGACUCACCUGCUGUAUAUUGCUGAGCGGAAGCGACCCAAAGCAGAGUCUUUUUUCCAAGCAGCCACAGGAGAGCUGAGUACAGGAGCUUCUGAGGAAGAGGAGGAUGGAAUCAAUAAACCCAUCAAGGGGGACCAGUUUGUGCUGCAUGAGGACUGGGGGGAAGGACUUGUGAAUAAAAGUGUUCCGGCUCUGUGUGUCUUGGAUAUUGAGGGCAGCAACAUUUCUGUCUUGGAGGGGAUCCCAGACCAUAUAUCUCCUGGACAGGCUUUCUGGUCUCCUGAUGACACUGGAGUGGUGUUUGUUGGCUGGUGGCACAGUCCUUUCCGAGUGGGGCUUAAGUAUUGCGCCAACAGGAGAUCAGCUCUGUUCUUUGUAGACUUGACAGGGGGUAAAUGUGAGAUGCUGUCCUCAGACUCCUCUGCAGUGUUUUCUCCCCGCCUGAGCCCGGACAAAUGCCGAAUUGUGUACCUGAAAUGUAAUGUGUAUGGGCCUCACCAGCAGUGCUGCCAGCUGGUUAUGUAUGAUUGGUAUACCAAGGUGACGUCUGUUGUUGUGGAUACUGUGCCAAGAUCCAUAGAAGGAAAGUUCUCAGGCAUCUACACCUCUCUACUGGCACCAUUUUGUUGGUCAGCAGACAGCCAGAGAGUGAUUCUGAGCACUGCACAGCACAGCCAGGAGAACCUGUUUGUCGUUGAUACAAUGACAGGAAAUGUAACACAUCUGUUCUCUAAAGAGUCUUCACCAGGUAGUUGGAAACUUAUGGCUAUUGAUCGGGACCUCCUUGUAGUUAGCUUUUCUUCUCCAAGCUGUCCCCCAACACUAAAAGUCGGCUUCCUUCCAUCGAGUGGGAGAGAAGAGGAGAUUACGUGGAUUUCGUUAGAGGAGGAAAGUCCUAUUGUAGACAUAGAAUGGAGUUUCAAGACCCACCAUCCACCUCAAGAGCAGGAAAAUCCAAAAUAUCCUGGCCUUGUGUUUGAGUCCAUCCUCUUAAAGCCAAAGAAUUCCCCACCUGAAAGCAAGAUUCCACUGGUUGUAUACCCACAUGGGGGUCCACACUCUACAUUUGUCAGCGAAUGGAUGCUGUUCCCAGCUGUCCUGUGUAAAAUGGGUUUUGCUGUGCAGCUAGUAAACUACAGAGGAUCCUUAGGAUUUGGUCAAGAUAGUAUCCUCUCACUGCCAGGCAAUAUUGGGGACCAAGAUGUGAAAGAUGUGCAGUUUGCAGUGGAGCAGGUUCUAAAGGAAGACCCCAUAGAUCCACACAAGAUUGUAUUAUGUGGAGGGUCACAUGGUGGCUUCUUGUCUUGUCAUUUGAUUGGACAGUAUCCCGGAUUCUAUGUAGCCUGCAUUGCCCGGAACCCAGUGACCAAUGUGCCAGCAAUGGUAGGAUCAACUGACAUUCCAGACUGGUGCCUUGUGGAAUCUGGCUUGCCCUAUUCUUCUGAGACUCUUCCAGAUCCUGCACAGUGGGGAGACAUGCUUAAAAAAUCCCCUAUAGGAUAUGUAUCACAGGUAAAGACCCCAGUCCUUUUGAUGCUUGGAGAAGAAGACAGACGGGUCCCUAACAAACAGGGACUGGAGUAUUAUCGAGCUCUGAAAGCUCAUGGUGUACCUGCACGGCUGCUUUGGUAUCCAGGAAACAAUCAUUCACUGGCAAAGGUUGAUGCAGAAUCAGACGGUUUCAUGAACAUUGCACUGUGGAUCCUGAAACAUAUGAAUCAAACAUGUUGAUUUUACACCACUUGGUUUUGUUUUUUAACUCCUCACUGCACUAUGGGCCUGUAGGGGACUGAUCCAGCCUCUAAGAAUGGAAGAUGGAUUUUAACCUAAUGUGUAUGAUAAUUUAAUUUGUGGUGGUAAAGGUACAUACGUUCAUCUGUCUAGGAAUGAACUAAAAAUAUGAUCCACAAUAAACCCAUUGUGAGUUCACAUGCUAUUCUCUACUAGAAAAGGCUGUAGAGCAGGGAUGUUGAACUUCCAUUUCGACAGCUGUUGUUCAAGUACAACUUCUAACAACUCUUCAUGGGCCCUUAGAUUGUAGUUUAUCGAAAGAUAGAAAAGCCUGAGAUACUAACAGUGCCAGAUAGGGAUGCCAGGGGCACAACAAAGAAAGUUAGACCUCAGGCUCAUACUCCUCAUUAUUUUGCGUAUUCUCCAUACUUUAUACUCCUAUUCUCUUCUUUUUACAUACUGUCCUCUAGCUUUCAUUUUCAAAAAGAAAUGGUUAAAAAACAAAAUAUGGGCUUGGUGAACGGGUGGGCCCACUGACACCUAAGCCCUGCUGGCGUUUUCCCUAGUGGGCCAGUCCAACACUGGAUUAUAAGGGUAAGGACACACAGGUGUCUUGUCAACCUGCGGAUAUGCGCAGGCUGACAACACGCCCGUAUGCUUAAAAAAAUCUUCUCAUUGUGCCUGCACCUUGAAACAUUAUAUCCACCCGUGACAGCCCCUAUCCACCAACAAACACCAAGUCUCAUGUUAGUGUACAUUGGUUGCAUGUGCCUGCUCCCAGGAGAUUCAGUGCUUCUGGGUGCAGGCACAAUAAGAUUUUAACUACCUACCCUUAUAGCAGGCUGACAGUGCACCCCAUGUGCCCUUGUCUAAAGGGUUAAGGGUGGUUUGUGGCUUUGUUUACACCACUGAGUCACAUUUUUUGACUGGAAUUACAUGGCAUAGGAGGGGCUCGUCCUUCCUGUCAGAUUCUCACUUCCUUUUUAGAUGUUUGCAUAUUUGUUAAAUGCAAUAAAGUAUCAUUCUGAGGAA